Molecule: messenger RNA, 4319 nt
Organism: Macadamia integrifolia
Lineage: Eukaryota; Viridiplantae; Streptophyta; Magnoliopsida; Proteales; Proteaceae
Product: endoribonuclease Dicer homolog 4-like
Exons: 17
Coding region: 1-4032 (1343 amino acids)
Biological process (GO): siRNA processing
Cellular component (GO): nucleus; cytoplasm
Molecular function (GO): protein binding; ribonuclease III activity; RNA binding
Source: RefSeq, a predicted model, not a curated record
AUGGGAUGCAUUUCUUCGAAAGUCAUCAUGACCAGAUCAAAUAGCUUGAAGGAAAAGAUGAACCAGAGCUUUCAGAGAAUGGCCAAGGGCUUUACUGUUUUGGAAGACCUAUGUUUACCUAGGAAUGGUGGUGACCCUGUCCUUUCCCUUGUGUGCAGUGCUCACAACGUAGUAGCUGGAAAACUCCAUAUUAGGAACUUGACAUUGCAUUCUGAUAGAGACAUGCGAUCACCUCCCGAGGCUAUGAGUCCAGAGAUCAUCCAUACAUGGGAUUUGAUGGCAGGCCUGGAAGAAGAACAAGAUGAUGAUGAAGGAAAACAACAACAAUCACCACCAAGAGUUGAGACGGCUGCUAGUGUAGGUGUUGGUGGAACUGGAACCGGAACUGAUUUAUCUACCCUGGAGGCUUUAAAGGAACCCUUUUUGUCCAAAAAGCUACUGACUCUUAUUGAAAUUUUGUCUACUUUUAGGUUACAGCCAAAUAUGAAAUGCAUUGUUUUUGUGAAUCGGAUCAUUGUUGCAAGGUCCUUGUCCUUCAUUCUCAAGAACUUGAAGUGCUUAGAAAUUUGGAAGAGUGAUUUCCUGGUAGGGAUCCAUUCUGGACUCAAGAAGAAUAUGUCUCGGAAAAUCAUGACUUCCAUUGUUGAGAAGUUCCGCUCCGGGGAGUUGAAUCUGUUGGUUGCAACUAAAGUGGGGGAAGAAGGACUUGAUAUUCAGACAUGCUGCCUUGUAAUAAGGUUUGAUUUACCAGAAACUGUUGCCAGUUUUAUACAGUCUCGAGGCCGUGCACGGAUGCCACAGUCCGAGUAUGCUUUUUUGGUUAACAGGGGAAACCGGAAAGAUGUUGACCUGAUCGAAAGUUUUCUAAGUAACGAGGAUCAUAUGAAUAAGGAAAUUACAUGUAGAACAUCUGGAGGGACAUUUAAAGCAAUUGAGGAUGCAAUCUACAGAGUUGAUAUUACUGGUGCCUCAAUUAAUGCUAACUAUAGUGUUUCCUUACUCCACCAUUAUUGCUCCCAACUCCCUCAUGAUGAAUAUUUCAACCCUACGCCAGAAUUCUUUUACUUUGAUGAUUUAGAAGGAACACUCUGCCAUAUAAUUCUACCAUCUAAUGCUCCCAUUCGUGAAGUUAUCGGUGUAUCCCAGCCUUCAAAAGAAUUAGCUAAGAGAAAUGCUUGUCUGAGAGCAUGCGAAGAAUUGCAUAAACUGGGUGCCCUCACAGACUAUCUUCUACCAGGCCAAGUUGAUGAAAUGGAAGGAUUAGCGUUGCCAUCAUCCAACUCUGGGAGAAGUGAAGAUGAGUCCUUGCGAGGAGAAAUUCAUGAGAUGUUAAUACCUGCUGCUCUCAGAGUACCAUGGAAUAACUCCGAAAAUAUUAUCAUACUUAAUCUUUAUUUUAUAAGUUUUACGCCUAUUCCAGAAGAUAGACUGUACCAAAGAUUUGGUCUUUUUGUAAAAGAACCUCUUCCGGGGGAGGCUGAGAAAAUGGAACUUGAUCUUCAUCUCGAUCAUGGUAGAAUUGUGAGGACAAAUCUUAUUCCUUCAGGGUUGAUUGAAUUUCUUAAGGAUGAGAUUUUGCUAGCAGAGCAUUUUCAAGAAAUGUUUCUCAAGAUCAUACUUGACCGCACUGAAUUCCUUUCUGACUUUGUACCCUUGGGGAAGAAUGAGUUAUCUCAAUCAUCAACCUUUUACUUGUUGCUUCCCGUCAAGGAGCAUGUACAUGAAAAUGCAAUGACUGUUGACUGGGAGAUUGUUAGAAGGUGCUUAUCUUCACCAAUUUUCAAAUUUCCCACAGGUGCUUUUGAAAAUAGUGCUCUUCCUGUCAACCAGACCUUGAAGCUUGCUAGUGGUCCUACAAAGAUAACUGACAUCUUGAACUGUUUGGUGUUCGUCCCACACAAGAAGUCGUUUUUUUUCAUUGAUGGCAUUCUUUCUGAAAAUGGAUACAGCCCAUUUAAGGAUUAUUCAAGCUAUGAAGAGUACUUCAUGAAGCAGCUUGAGAUUCGCCUUUUAUACCCUGAACAGCCUCUUUUGAAGGCAAAACAGCUUUUUAUUUUACGGAAUUUACUUCAUAACCGGAUACAAGAGGAUACAGUUGGCCGAAAAAAAAAGGAGCACUUUGUUGAGUUACCUCCAGAGCUUUGUCAAUUGAAGAUAAUUGGUUUUUCCAAAGACAUAGGGAGUUCAUUGUCUUUAUUACCAUCAAUAAUGCAUCGUCUGGAAAAUCUUCUUGUGGCAAUUGAGCUCAAGGAGAUGUUGUCAGCUUCAUUCCAAGAGGCAUCUGAAGUUACUACCUCUCGUGUCUUAGAAGCUCUCACAACAGAGAAGUGUUUGGAGCGCUUUUCACUUGAAAGACUUGAAGUACUUGGUGAUGCUUUCCUCAAGUAUGCAGUUGGAAGGCACCUUUUUCUUUUGUACGAAGCUCUUGAUGAAGGAGAAUUGACCAGGAGACGUUCUAAUAUUGUAAAUAACUCUCAUCUGUACGAACUAGCAACUAGGAGCAAUUUACAGGUGUACAUACGUGAUCAACCAUUUGAGUCCUGCCAAUUCUUUGCAGUUGGUCGUCCUUGUCCAAUAAUCUGUGAUAAGGACACAGAAAUAAUUGAUUGUCAGCAAAAAUGUGGAAGCAUAGCAUCAGCUCCAGCUGAUGCUAUUGAUGUGAGGUGUAGGUGCCAUCAUUGGUUAUACAGGAAAACUAUUUCAGAUGUGGUGGAAGCCUUGAUUGGGGCGUUCUUAGUUGACAGUGGCUUCAAAGCUGCAAUUGCAUUUCUUAGAUACAUCGGUAUAGAAGUGGACUUUGAAGAUUCACAAGUUUCUACAAUUUGCAUAGCAAGCCGAGGCUACAUGUCACUUGAUGAUUCUGUGGAUAUUGCUGCCCUUGAAAAUUUGUUAGGAUACCAGUUUCUGCAUAAAGGUCUUCUUGUACAGGCAUUUGUCCACCCUUCUUAUAAGCAUCCUUUAGGAGGAUGCUAUCAGCGACUUGAGUUUCUCGGAGAUGCUGUCUUGGAUUACUUAAUAACAUGUUAUCUAUAUUCAGUUUAUCCAAAGCUAAAGCCAGGGGAGUUGACUGAUUUGAGGUCGAUGUAUGUAAAUAAUAAUUCCUUUGCCCGCAUAGCAGUUUGCCGAUCCUUUCACAAGUAUCUUAUCUCUGGUUCAGAUAGCCUCUCUGAGGCAAUCACAAAGUUCGUAACUUUUAUGCAAACACCUGCUUCAGGAAAAGGCUUAAUUGAGGGGCCUACAUGUCCAAAGGUUCUUGGUGAUUUGGUCGAGUCUUGUGUUGGUGCUGUGCUUCUUGACACUGGUUUUAACUUGUACCGUGUUUGGGAACUAAUGCUAUCGUUUGUGGAGAUAAUAAUGAACUUUUCGAGCCUGCAAUUUAAUCCUAUUAGGGAGCUCCAUGAACUUUGCCAGUAUCAUAAGUGGGAAUUGCUGUUUUCAAGUUCAAAGAUGGGGAGAGACUUUGUAGUUGAAGCAUCUGUCAUUGGAAAUGAUUUUGAUUCAAGUGUUAGUAUAACAAACCUCAGCAAGAAGACUGCUAAGAAAAUGGCUGCACAAAAAAUAUUCAUGAGACUUAAGGAGCAAGGGUACGGUCGCAAAAACAAAACCGAGAGAUUUUUGGCUAAAAAUCGUAAACAGGAACCAAAACUCAUUGGAUAUGAUCAGUUACCGGUUGUUGUUCCCGAGUGCAAUGAUCUCGAGGCCUUGAAGAGACAAGAUGCUUCUCCGGUAAUUAAGCAACGUAGCGGCUCCAAGAAGAACUCGCAAGACUCUGGUGUUCCAUCCACUGGAACUGCUAGAUCUCGUUUGUAUCAAAUUUGUGCCAUAAAUUAUUGGAACCCUCCUUUGCUUGAAUGCUGCAAAGAGGAAGGGCCAGACCACCUUAAGUUGUUCACAUUCAAGGUUACUGUUGAAAUGGAAGAGGCGUCGAAAACUGUGUUUGAGAGUUUUGGUGCACCUCAGCCAAGCAAGAAAGCUGCAGCAGAACAUGCAGCAGAAGGGGCCUUAUGGUAUUUAAAGAAGAAAGGCUACUAACGGAAGGAUCCUCUCUCUCUCUCUCCUAUUUACAUGAAGUGACCUCAUUGGUGUUCUCUCUAUGCCGCAUGCAUAGAGAACCAUCUUCGAGAAAACAGAUAAUCUUUGUACAUGGUUUCGUGCCUAACCAUUUGUCCAAUUUGGGCGAUUGUCUAUAAGAGGAUUCACCAAUGUAUUUUUUUUUUUUUUUGUAAUUUGGUCUGUGAAUAGAUCUGACGAUUUUUAACUCUUUCAUUUUCUAGGGAAACAAUGCUUAUGAUAUGUUAAUAGUUAUUUUAGCAGAAAAA